AUGAUGAAAAAAAUACUGAAUGGGGGAAAAAACGAAAACAAUGGUAAUAGUAUUGCAAAUAAUAAUUUCAAAGAUGGGAUAAAGAAAGUAAAAAAAAACAAAAAAAAAACGAAUGUUAACAAUGUAUUACUAGACCAAUUUCAUCACCGAAAUAAAAAUAAUCCCAAUUUAUUCUCAACCGGAAAAAAUGAAAAGGGUAAUUUAUCAAUGCUACAGGAGCAAUCAAACAUAAACACAAAAUUUGUUAAUUCCUUUGGGGAACGCAAAUCAGAUGGUACAUAUACUGGUUAUAUGCCUCCUCUUGGUAGUAGUAAUAGUAAUGUUAUGAAUGUAGAGUGGGGUGAAAAUAAUAAACCCGAUAUAGGGUCUGGUCCUAGCAAUAGGGUUGGCAAGAGCCUAUAUGAUUUAAGUAAAAUAAAAAUGAAUAAUAUUGGUAGAGAAGAAAAUACGAAUGAAAAUUAUAGUAGCAAUUAUAUGAAUAAUUAUAACAGUAAUAAUAGAAAUGCAAAUAAUAUGCUCAAUAGAACAAAAAAUCGAAGUGGUCAAACGCAUAAAAAGAUUAACAAAUAUGAAAAUAGUAUGUAUUAUCAAAAAUCUCCAAUGAAAUUAAAUUUGGCGUGUACAAAUCAAUUAAACAAGAAUAGAAAGAGUUUGUAUAAUUCUACUAAUUUUCCAAAUAAUAAAAUGAAAUAUGUAAAAAAUGAAAAUAAAUAUACUAUGGGUAAUAAAAAUAAUAACGUAAUUAAUAAUUUAUCACUACCAAGUGAUAUGAAUAGUUUGUAUAAGGACAAUAAUGUGAAUGCUGAAAAUAGUGAUACUAUAAAUUGGAAUGUGGAAAACAACCAAUCGAAUAUUAGCAGCAUUUAUAACGUAGGUGCAAGUGAUAAUAAGUCUCUUUACCGGUAUAAUGAAUUGUCGAAUGAUAACAAAAAUGCUAAUGGCACAUUUUUCAAUGGUAUUGAUAAUAAUUUGGAUACAUAUACCAAUCCAAAGAAAGAAUAUAUAAGCAAUAAAAAUAAUACAACGACUAAUACUUCAGGCAACGAUAUUGGGAAAAAAGAAACCACAAAAUCUGUUUAUAACUUUAUUAAAAAUAUAAAAGGUGAAAAUGUUGUGGAGGCUAAAGAUGGAAAGUGUUUAGAAAAACCAAAUCCCCAAGAAAUUGACAUUACACACUUGAUAGCAUACUGCGAAAAAUCAAUAGAGAUUUUAAGUAGAAAACUUGAACAAUUAUUAUUGGCUAAUGAUAAUGAAUAUAUAAAUUUAAUUAAAUAUAUAAUAGAUAUAUUUAAAAAUAUUAAUAUAAUUAUAGAUUUUAUAGAUGAUUCGUCAUGCCAUUUUAAUAUUUUCGGUAUUAUAUUAAAUUUGUAUUCUUAUUUGUGUAUAAAGAUGUUUGAAGAAAAUUAUUUACUGAAAAUAAUUAAUUUAAAAUGUUUUGUUUUAAUGUAUGAAAUUUUAAUUAAAUUGAAGAAACAUAUUUUUAAUUUGUCUUGUGUGUUUACUUUAUAUAUAAAUUUUUUAAAAAGUAAUAUGGAGGGUAUUGAUGUUUUAAAAAAAAAAUAUAACAAUUAUAAGCCAAGGUUUAUAGAAUAUGAUAAAAAAAUAUAUAAAAAAAUGUUGAAUUCGUUUUUAACUAUAUUUGCAUAUUUUUCAGAAAAUGAAAUAAAUGUUGUCAAAAUUGAGGCGCUAAAAUCGUUUUGUUACAUAUUAAAUAUAUUAUACCAAGAGAAAAAGAAAGAAAAGUGUAGAAAAGCAAGAAAUGGGGGAAAAAAAAAAAUAGAAAAUAAAGAUAAUAAUUGUAUAGAAGAAUAUGAAGAAGAAAUGGAUGAUGAAUGGAAUAACUCCGAGAAGGAAGAGAAUACGAAAAUAGAAGGAAAUGAAUCAACAGAAAAAAAUAUAAAAAGCACAGUUAAUGAUCCUACUAAUGCAAGUUCUGCCAAACCUUUAAAAAAAAAUUUUUAUUAUAUAUAUAAUAAAGAUAUAAUUAUUAGUUGUAUUGUUAAUACAAAAGGGAAUGUUUCCAAAGGUUUUCCAAACAAUAGAAUGAUAUAUUUAAAAACCCAUAACCGUAAUUUUUUUAACAAAAAUUAUUUUUCAACAUUUUUACACUUGGAUUAUAAAAAUGAAUUUGGUAAGAAUGAUGAUAAAAAGCGAAAAAAAAACUCAAACACAUAUUGGAAUAAAAAUAGCGAGCAAAAUGAAAAAAAACAAUUGGACAAAGAAGAGCAGAAUAAUACCAAUGAAAAUAUAAAUGAAGUUCCUAUAAAUGAAGAAAAUAAUAAUACAAAAAGUAAUAAUAACAGUGUGAAUGCUAAGAAUGCAAAAAAUAAAAGUAAAAAUUCGAUUUUAUUAAUAAACUUCGAAACGGUUUUUAACAGUGAACUAGCUCCUGGAUGGUUAUCAAAUAAAAUAGAUGAUGACGAUGAGACAAUUUUAAUUUAUGUAUUCAAGAUAUUUGAAUAUUUUAUUGAUAUUUAUCGUAAUAAAGAAAUAUAUACGGCAAUAAAAAAUUAUAUAAUAUUUUUUUUAAAUCAUAUUAAUAAUAAUAUAUUUAGCUAUGUAGCAUAUUUAAUUGUUAAAAUAUCACGAUUGAUACCAAUAGAUAGAACAUUUUUUAACAAAUAUAUUUCUGUCCUUUUGAAAAAUUUAAAUAAGGAUCGGCGUAAAAAUAUAUUCCUCAUGCUUUCAUAUAGUAGAUAUGAAAAAAGUGGCCUUGAGGUAGCAUUAAAUAUUUUAAUUAAUUUAUGUUUAUACAACUUUAAUUUCAAGACUAAUGUGCAUUUAAUGAAUCAUGAAGAAGAUAAUAAUAAUUCAUUAAAAAAUGAUAUGGAUGAAUAUAAUAUGAACGCACACAUAUAUAACUCUAAAUCAGAUUCUUUUGAUGCAUCUAAAAAGGAUUCGAAUCCAAUAGAUGAACAUGAAGUAUAUCUAAUUGAUCAUAUGAUAUAUAAUAACAAAGAAUGGUAUUAUAUAUAUAGCGUGAUACUAGUUUUGUCGUUUAAAUAUUCCGAUUUAAUUUAUUCUUUUUUUUUUAAUAAGUUUCGAAAUAAAUAUAUAGAAAAUUCGUAUAUUAAUGUUCCUUAUUUAAAUUUAUUUGAACGGUCCUAUAGAUUCUGUUACUACACUUCAAACAAAAUAUUAUAUGACAAAUUUGAAAAAUACCACAUAACGGGUUCAAAAUGUGUGAAUUUAUUUGAGUUAGAUCGAGAAAUGGCAUGGGGGAAGUAUGAUAAAAGAUAUAACAAAAUUGGAGAAAAUAAUGACGAAAUAAAUUGUAAAAUGAAUAGCAAUAAUAAUCACAGUUACAUUUUUAUGAACGAAAAUAAAGAAAAGAAAAAUGAUGAAUUUUUGAUUAAUGAUAAGAAGUGUAUUGAUAAUAAGGGGAUUGGUGAUAUAAUUCCGAGAGAAAAUAUAUCGCCUGAACUGUUAUAUCAUCAGAUGUAUUCAUUUUUAGAAUAUCCGCAUUGUAUAAAAUUGGAUAUAAGUUCAAAGGAAAGUAAUUUUUGCUAUGUAUAUGUUUUAAGUGUGUUAAAUAUACUUUUUAAUAAGGAUGCCCCAUUUUUCAAUGAAAAUUGUUUUUUUUUUAAAAAAAAUAUUUGGGAAUUACUACAUGAUCAAACAAAUUUAAAAACAAAUCAUUUUUUAGAUUAUCUUAUAGCUUUUAAAGAUUAUGAUUUUUUUUAUAUUGAUAAUAGUAACGAGUUGAUAGGCAUGCUUGACUUAAUAAAUUAUAAUGAUGAAAGUAAUUACACGAGAAGAAAAGGAUUAAUAAAAAGAGGCAAGUCUGAUAAACUUAGUCAAUGUGGAAGUUCUAUAUAUAGUAGCAGUGAUAGUAUGUUUGGCGAUGUAAUUAAAAAUUUAGAAGGAAAAAAGGAUUGUAGUAAUAUUUCAAAGUUAAUGAAUAACGAGAAAAAUGAUAAAAAAAAGGAAAACCCAAAUUUAAGCAUCAAUAAUAUUAAUAAGUUCAAAAAAAUAAAAGACUUUGAGAUAGAGAAAGCAGGACAGAUAGUCGAGGAACCUAUUCACGAAAGGAAUAAAAGGAAUAUGAUAUAUUUUAAACAAGGUUACAUGAAAUAUUCGAAAUUUAUUAGUGAUAAUAUUAAUGAACAUAUUAUUGGUAAUAUAUACUUUUUAAGAUAUUUGAAAGAAAAUUUUUCUCAUUUUCAAAAAAAAAAUAAUAUAUAUUUUAUAUACAGCUAUUUUUUAAAAACAUUUAUUACGGAUGUGUCGAUAUAUGGUAUAAUAUAUAGUAAUAGCGUUGCAAACUAUUUUUACAAAAGAAUGUUAAAAGGUGUACUAAAUAACGACUUAAUUUAUGGAAAUAAUAUGACUAUGAAUUCAAUAAAUUGGGAUAAGCUGGGAAUAGAAAUUAGUAGUAAAUAUAAGAAUAAAAUAAAAAGACCAGGAUUAAUUCAUAACACAUAUAAUGUGAACGAAUAUUUCGAAAACAAUAAGAAAGAUCAUUAUGAUAAUCAUUUUAAUUAUCCAAGAUAUGAUAUUGAAGAUAAAAGGAUGAAUUUUGAUAAAAACAUAAAUGAUGUAGAUGUAUGGGGGGAGAAGGAAAAUGUUAUUAAAAAUUGUUUGAGAAACUUAAGCAAUAAAUUUGGAAAUAAUUUUUUACAUGAUUUAAAUUGCAAUAAUGUGGGUACAGAUAAUAUUAAAACAUUUAUAGAAGCCAUAAAUCAUAAUAUAGCAAAAGAACAUAAAUAUUUUUCAUGUAAUAAUAUAAAUUUUCGAUUUAUAAAAUCAAAGAUAAAAAUAUUCAUGAAUGAAAAGGAUAUGUAUGAAUGGAAAAGGUAUACAAACGUAGUAGAUUUUAAAAGUAAAUAUCGAGAAUAUUUUUAUCAUAAAAAGGUUAUAAAUAUAAAUCAUAGAAUUAAUAAAAAUUUAGUUAAAAUUUAUUAUUUGUUUAAUGAACAUUAUUUUCGUUCAACAGAUAUAUCCGAAAUACUUCGUUUUUUUUUAAACAAAAUAUAUGAUGAAAAUAACAUAUUAUUCUCAAAGUUGAAUGAAUAUUUUGGUAAAUUUUCAAAUAAUGGUGAAACUGAUGUGUAUAAAUUUAAUGUAGAAAGGGAACACACUUCCAAUGUGGAAUUAAAUCAGAUGGAAAAUGGAAGAAAUGUGAUAUUCAGUAAAAACUGUCAGUGUAGUGUGUGUAACCAAAAUAAAAAUAGAAGGAAGAUAAUAAACUUAAGUAACGAUUUAGAGCAUUUAAUUACUGGAUUCAAUAAAUUUAUCCAUAAGCACGUAGAACAAAAUACUAGAAAUGAGAACGAAAAUACAUAUACUAUAAAUGUUAUGAUAAAUAAAGUUUUAAAAAAUAUAUUAAAACAUAUAAAAAAUAAGGAUUUUAUAAAUUAUGACAAAUGUAUAAAAUUUUCAUUCAAAUUCGUAUCCUUUUUUUUUGUGAAAAUUUAUUUUUGUAUUGAAAUAGAUCCAUAUUUUGAAAUUUUUGAAAAUUAUUAUGAUAAAGAUUUAGGAAGCAUUUUAUUUUUGUUACCAGAUCAUGUAAAACAGUUUUUUAAUCACCUAUUAUUGUAUAUUGAAUACGAAGAUGGCUAUCAUAUAAUGGAUACACAAAGUGAAACGCAAAAUAGUGACGAAUCGAAAAUUAAUGAAAUAAUAAAAAGAAAAAUAUCAAAUAAAAGAAUGGAACAAACAAAUUUCUUAACGUACAACUUUGUUGUUGAAAAUGUUUUGUUAGAAGAUAGUUCUUUAAAACAUUUAAAAAAUAUAAAUAAAACAAAAGUAAAAAAUUCGUUAUUUGCUAAGAGAAAAAAAAACAAUCCACCAAAUCAAAAUGUUGUGAAUGAUUCAUGUUUUAAACUGAAUCCAAAAUAUUUAAAUCCUUCUAAUGAUCAACAUUAUUAUGAUAGAACUUGGAGUACUAAACCCAAUUAUAGCAAAAUGAACAAAAAUGUGAAAAAAAUAAAUAUACCGAAAUACAUCAAAAUAGAUACUACAGAAUGGAAAAUAAAACGUAGUAAAAAUAGCUAUUAUGAUCAUUGUAUAAAUGGAUAUAUAAAACCUUUUAAAAAUUUCAUAAAUAUUGAAUUAAAAAAAAAUAUUGAAGUUAAUUUUGAUUAUUCCUCUACCUUGCCUACAAAAUGUAAGGUUACUUUUUGCUACUAUUAUUUUAAGAAUAAUGAAUUUAUUUUAUUUCCUUUGUCUAAAGUGAAACAAAUAUAUGUUCAUACAUUAAACCAAUGA
Molecule: messenger RNA, 6210 nt
Organism: Plasmodium vinckei vinckei
Lineage: Eukaryota; Apicomplexa; Aconoidasida; Haemosporida; Plasmodiidae
Product: conserved Plasmodium protein, unknown function
Exons: 1
Coding region: 1-6210 (2069 amino acids)
Source: RefSeq, a predicted model, not a curated record